Messenger RNA from Chenopodium quinoa (quinoa), 2160 nucleotides. RefSeq names its product PKS-NRPS hybrid synthetase CHGG_01239-like. The transcript has 4 exons. Bases 1 to 2160 code for a protein of 719 amino acids. The record is from RefSeq and is a predicted model, not a curated record. NCBI's taxonomy places the organism in Eukaryota, Viridiplantae, Streptophyta, Magnoliopsida, Caryophyllales, Amaranthaceae.
AUGGGCGGAUGCUGUUGCCAUAAAUCUGGGAUUUAUUCUGGUGAAAUCGUCUUUCAACAAAACAGGAGUAAGCCGAGAGAUCUUGAGAACGCAAUUCGAAAGGACACAAAAACCAAAGCCAAUGGUUGUCCUUUCUACAUCAAGAUAUACUACGAGUUCAUCACCGAUAGUUGGAUUAUCCAGGCGAAAAAUGAUGAAACUGGGACCCACAACCAUCCAAUGAUUGCGUAUCCAGAGGGGCAUCGUAAAAUUAGUGGGUUGAGCCCGGAUGCGAAGCAGGUUGUGCGUGACAUAACGAAGUCUAAGGUUGCACCGCGUAACAUCAUGGCGACUAUUGUCGAGCCGUUUCCUGAUGAUCAUCCAAACAUCAGACACAUCUACAACUGCCGGAAUGACCUGAGAUCGGAGAUGUCUGACGGGAAAGGAGUUCUUCUGCAGUUUCUACAUUUGGCGAGACAGAGUCAGUAUCUUUACUGGGUCAUGUCUGAUGAUGAUGGCGUUUUAAAGCACACCUUUAUGGCGCACCCAGUCACGGUAGAAAUCUUUCGGACGUACCCAUAUGUGAUUGGUAUGGAUUCCACUUACAAGACCAAUCGAUACGAGAUGCCGUUCUUUGAGAUAGUUGGUGUGACACCGACAAAUCAGAAUUUCCUCGUUGCUUACGUGUUCAUGCGCAACGAGUGCACGGCAAGCUAUCGAUGGGUUUUGCAGAGAUUGAGAGACUUGAUUGGGUAUAAUAAGGAACCAACGGUUUUCUUGUCAGACCGUGAGCUUGGGCUAUGUGCGGCCUUGAGGGAAGUGUUUCCAGGGACCUCGCACUUACUUUGUCGAUGGCACAUUAAAAAAGAUGUGGAGGCUCGGGUCACUGCUAUGUUCAAAAACAAGAAGAUCGGUGCGCAAUUCAAAAAUGGGAAAUGGAAACGUAUCAUGGAUGCUGCAACCGAGGAGGAUUAUGAUGCGACUGUAGAUACAAUGAAAGAUCGGUGGGCAAGUUAUCCAGCGGUGAUAAAAUAUGUUGAGAGAACAUGGAUUUGUCAUAAAACGAAAUUUGUGACAUUUUGGACAAACCAAGUUCUUCAUCUAGGCAACACCAGCACUUGCAGAGUUGAGAGCCAACAUUCGGCCGUGAAGAUGUGGUUUGAAUCCUCGACAGGUUCUUUGGAUACCGUAUGGGCCCGAGUUCAUUGCCACAUUGGUAAUCAGAUCAUCGCAAUUCGUAACGGUUUGGAGGCUUCUAGGUUGAAGAUAGGUCAGAAGUACCGACAAUUGCCACCGUCACGUAUUAACAGCAAGGUGUCUCAGCAUUGUUUGAAGGUUCUCGAUGACGAGACGAAAAGGAUGAGGGAGUUGAGCUAUCAGGUGUAUGAGCGAUGUGGAUGUGCAAUGCGUGUGACCCACGGUUUGCCCUGUGCUUGCCAGAUACAUGACUCUCUAGCUGCAGGGAUAGGCUUGUAUAUCAGGCAAAUUCACCCGUUUUGGAAGACCUUGGUUAUUGGUAAUGGUGAUGAUGGACCGGUGUUCGGUAAUGACUCGGUCGAGGAUGCCGCACAUUUUCGUUCUCUAAUGGAUGAGGUAAUCGGUAGUGAUCCUGCUGUUCUUCGAAACGUAUCUUGCAUCAUUGAAGAAGAACUGCAUCCGGAUCAUUCUGACCUCGGAGAUCCUGCUGUAAACCACCAGGUUUGUGGUCGACGAAGAAACAAUGAUACAAGACAUGAUCCUUGUUAUUUUGAACAUGUGAACCGCCAGAACACUGCACGUGGUGCACGCCAAACAGAAGAUCCAUGUGACAUUAGCCAAAGCCGUUAUCGACACAUGCUUCCAGAACCGAUGUUGCCUUACAUUACAGGAUGGAAGGAUGUCAUCGGCGAUGGUAACUGCGGCUUUCGUUGUAUGGCCGAGUUCUUCUUCGGUGAUCAAGGACGAUGGUAUGACGCUCAAGAAACAAUAGCAAACGAGGCACGAAGGGGGGUCACUGCACCUGAACGAGAGUUUGUGAUCGCUAUAGUUGGGGGCUCACAUUUUAUCUGUAUUGACCUUGCACCAGAUUCACCUCUUCCCCCGAUUGCAGGUUGGUGGACCGAGAACCACGAGCAAAGUGUUGACAGUUGGGAUCAGCGUUAUGCAGCUAGAAGGAACAUGUGGGAUGCGUUAAUUAAAUAA